UAGGUUGUUGUUUCAUGCAUGGCUGCUCGCCAUUCUGCUUCUUGUUGCUAUGGCAAUGGCUGCUGAACGUUCGACAUAUAUCGUCCACAUGGAUGGGUCGGUGAUGCCAAAAGCCUUCAACCAUCACCAGCACUGGUACACUACAUCUCUUCAGUCUCUAAGCGUUGCCACCUCAAAUCUACUCUAUGUCUACGAAAAUGCCAUGCACGGAUUUAGUGUUGCACUCUCAGACGAAGAGCUAAAAGCUCUGAAGAAAAUGCCAGGGGUGCUAGACGUGCACAAGGACAGACAAGUCAUAGUGGACACAACCCACACAUACGAAUUCCUUAACCUGAAUGUGGCCACUGGACUCUGGCCAGCCUCCAACUACGGGGAAGAUGUGAUCAUCGGCGUCAUCGAUAGCGGAGUCUGGCCUGAGCAUGAGAGCUUCAACGACAGAGGGAUGAGUGAAAUACCAACCAGAUGGAAGGGAGCAUGCGAGGCAGGAGAGGAGUUCAACUCCUCAAUGUGCAACCGUAAGCUCCUCGGAGCUCGCUACUUCAACAAGGGUGUCAUUGCCGGCAAUCCUGGUAAAAAUAUCAUCAUGAGUUCGGCUAGAGACAUUGAAGGCCAUGGCACACACACUUCAUCCACAGCAGCCGGGAGCUAUGCUGCUGCUAACUUUUUUGGUUAUGCCCCCGGGGUUGCAAGAGGGGUUGCGCAUAGAGCGAGAUUGGCCAUGUACAAGGUCCUCUGGCUUGAGGGGCGUUAUGCGUCCGAUGUCCUCGCUGCCAUGGACCAAGCUGUGGCUGAUGGUGUUGAUGUUAUCUCCAUAUCAAUGGGCUUCAGUGGAUUGCCAUUGUAUGAAGACCCGAUAGCCAUAGCAUCAUUUGGUGCAAUGGAGAAAGGAAUUAUUGUUUCCUCUUCUGCUGGGAAUGCCGGGCCGGCUAUGCAUACUCUACAUAACGGAAUCCCUUGGGUGUUGACCGUGGCAGCAGGCACAAUCGACAGGCAGCUCUCAGGGACAUUGGUAUUAGGCAAUGGUCAGAUCAUCACUGGGACAACUAAGUAUCCUGAGAACGCAUUUCUUGUGGACGUGCCACUCGUUUAUGAUGAAACUAUAUUGGCGUGCAACUCAUUGUCCUUGGUGUCCUCGGCAGCUGCUAAGAAGAUUGUUAUAUGCAAAGACAACGGGACAAUAUGGGAACAAGUAGCUUUAUUGACUCACUCCACAGCCGCCGGAGCUAUAAUAAUUGCCAAUACAAGUGAGAAUAUUUUCUUUUACACAACUCCUGUGAUAGUGAUCAAUCCUAGUGAAGGAGACAAGUUGAUUAAGUACGCUCAGAACUACUCAUCUGGCACUGUCACAAUGAAGUUCAAGGAGACCUACUUGGUCACAAAACCAGCUCCUGCAGUGGCGCUUUUCUCAUCUAGAGGUCCGUCACCAAGCUUCAAGAGCGUGCUAAAGCCUGACAUAAUGGCUCCAGGUGUUGAUGUCCUCGCUGCCUGGACUCCAAAAUCUCCAGUGGCGCACGUUGGCAAUGCUCCCUUGGCUGGUGAUUUCAGCAUCGCCUCGGGGACAUCAAUGUCAUGCCCACACGCAUCAGGUGUGGCUGCAUUACUCAAGGGAGCGAGGCCGGGCUGGAGCCCGGCUGCGAUCAGAUCAGCAAUGAUGACAACGGCGGCUGCAUCAGAUAACACUUUUCAGUCAAUUAAAGACGUUGGUAACAACUACAGUCCUGCAACUCCUCUGUCCAUUGGAGCAGGACAUGUAAACCCAAACAAGGCUUUGGACCCUGGGCUUGUCUAUGAUGCUACACCCCAGGAUUACGUAAGUUUGUUAUGUGGUUCUAAUUACACUCUUAAUCAGAUCAAAUUGAUCACUAGGUCUUCCAAGGACUAUGACUGCUCUGAACCUUCAUCUGAUCUUAACUAUCCAUCCUUCAUCUCCAUCUUCGAUGGCAAUCCUACGAGUUACUCCCAAACAUUUAAAAGAAUAGUGACCAACGUUGGUGAUGGUCCGGAGAAGUACACUGUGUCUGUGACGGUGCCCGCAUGGCUUUCAGUUGUUGUGGAGCCGAAUGUGCUAGUUUUCAAGGAGAAGUAUGAGAAGCUGAGUUAUGAGGUUCAUGUGAAGACAAGCUUAGAAGCAUCAGGGAUGGCUGCAUAUGGAUUCGGAGAUCUUCUCUGGGUUUCUGAAACUAGAAAAUACAAAGUUAGGAGCCCAAUUAUGGUGCUUCUUUAGGGUUCACAAGAAGAGUUCUUCCUAAAUUCUUGACUAAGUUCAAGCUUAUGCUGUUGCUCACUUAAUUUGGUACUUGUAUGCAGUGGCGGAACCAGAAACAAAACC
Molecule: messenger RNA, 2329 nt
Organism: Dioscorea cayenensis subsp. rotundata (Guinea yam)
Lineage: Eukaryota; Viridiplantae; Streptophyta; Magnoliopsida; Dioscoreales; Dioscoreaceae
Product: subtilisin-like protease SBT3
Exons: 1
Coding region: 50-2224 (724 amino acids)
Biological process (GO): proteolysis
Molecular function (GO): serine-type endopeptidase activity
Source: RefSeq, a predicted model, not a curated record